UGAAAUGGAAAUAUCUGGGAGUACAGGUUUUGAAGAGGUAGUGCAAAAGGAGAGUGAGGUUACUUUAACUUCUGAAGAAUAUGAGGCACUCACUGAGAUGAUUCAAGAUGAAGCAAACUUUGCCAUAUACUCUUUUAAGGUUAUAGAAAGAAUGAAGGAAAUCAUGAAUGAAGCCGUGAAGAAAACUUUUAUGGAAAUAACCAAGCCAAGCAUUAUUCUACCAUGCACUGAAGAUCUCGAAUAUAGGCCUCUUAAAGUUUAUGAAGAUGGGAGAAAAUACUUUGGACAAUGGGAUAAAAUUACCAAUCAAAGAGAAGGAAUGGGAAUAUCCAUCAAUUCCAAUGAACAAGUAGCCAUGGGUAAAUUUACACAAGACGAAUUUACUGGGAAAGGUCUCUACAUCUACUCAAAUGGCUCGUACUACGAAGGAGACCUCAAAAACAGAUAUGCAGAUGGCUUUGGAAAAAUUGUAUCAGUAAAGGGAUAUACGUACGAAGGCCAAUGGGAAAAUGAUCAGAGAAACGGCUUUGGAAUUUUAAAAACCACUGAAGGAGAAGUGUACGAAGGUAAUUUCGUCAAUCACUGCAGAGAAGGCUAUGGCAAAUUUUUAGAAGAGGAUGGAGAGUAUUAUGAAGGAGAGUUUAAAGAGAGCAUGAAACAUGGAUACGGAGUUAGUACUUUGAAAGAAGGAACUGAGAUUUUCUGAGAGUUUUCUGAGGAUGAGAUUAAUGGAGUAUCUUCAAUAAUCAAACCUGAUGGAUCAAUGUUUUAUGGAGAAUGGGACAGAGGCGAAAUAAUUAAUGGAAUUUACACUGACCCAAAGGGAAAAGAAAUGAAAGUUCCUGAUGAAGUUCAUCCAUUCGAAAUAUGAGAAAUUUUUGAGAUUAUUCAAAUUGUCCAUUAA
Molecule: messenger RNA, 904 nt
Organism: Moneuplotes crassus
Lineage: Eukaryota; Ciliophora; Spirotrichea; Euplotida; Euplotidae
Source: the annotation of a GenBank genome assembly